This is a messenger RNA of Prunus armeniaca (apricot), 210 nucleotides long. Lineage: Eukaryota; Viridiplantae; Streptophyta; Magnoliopsida; Rosales; Rosaceae. The record is from the annotation of a GenBank genome assembly.
AUGGCGACCAUGGUGUGGUUUCAGUGCGUGUUUGCAGCCAUUACAGUGAUAUUGCUGGUGGGGUCGAUGCUUGGGAGGAUGAACUUCAAGGCGUGGAUGAUGUUCGUGCCGCUUUGGCUUACAUUUUCAUACACUGUCGGAGCGUUCAGCUUGUGGGGUGGAGGGUUCUUGUUCCAUUGGGGUGUCAUGGACUAUUCCGGUGGUUACUAG